UGUGGAUUCUGAAACAAAGGAACCAAUUUUUUUGUUUUUAUUUUCUUAAAAAGAUAAUACUAGUACGUGAAGUGGCUGGUCCCGGCAGUUGAUGAUAAAAGCAGAGAGUGAGAAAUGGUGUGAGCUUGUGAAAUGUUGAUAAUGGAAUCGAAGAAGGUGCAUGCGCUGAUUGGCGUGAUUGUUAGCAUUUGUGUUAUUGAGAGUGAGGCCAACAUUCUCGAUGUUUCUUUUCUGAAUCGGAGCACUUUCCCCAAUGCCUUCAUCUUCGGGACUGCUUCCUCCGCAUACCAGUAUGAAGGUGCAGCUAGGGAAGGUGGUAGAGGACCCUCUAUAUGGGAUACUUUCACCCAUAAAUACCCAGGAAAAAUUAAAGAUGGAAGUAAUGGAGAUGUGGCUGAUGAUUCCUAUCAUCAGUAUAAGGAAGAUAUUGAACUCAUGAAGUAUAUGAAUUUGGAUGCUUAUAGAUUCUCCAUUUCUUGGUCAAGAAUACUCCCAAAAGGAAAGCUUAGUGGAGGUGUAAACCACAAAGGAAUUGAAUACUACAACAACCUCAUCAACGAGCUAUUGGCUAAUGGUCUGCAACCAUUUGUGACUAUCUUUCAUUGGGACGUUCCUCAGGCCUUGGAAGACGAGUAUGGUGGUUUUCUAAGCCCGCACAUUGCAGAUGAUUUUAAGGACUAUGCUGAAGUUUGUUUCAAGGAAUUUGGUGACAGAGUGAAACACUGGAUCACUUUGAACGAACCCAAGAGUGUGAGCAAGAAUGGCUAUGCGAACGGUAGGUAUGCACCAGGGCGGUGUUCUGAUUGGCUAAAACUGAAUUGCACGGGAGGUGAUUCGGGGACUGAACCAUAUUUGGCUGCACACCACCAACUUCUUGCUCAUGCUGCUGCUGCCAAGCUGUACAAGACUAAGUAUCAGGCAUCUCAAAAGGGUUUAAUAGGGAUUACCUUAGAUUCUGACUGGUUUGUGCCAGUUUCUAAAGCAAAAUCAGAUCGUGAUGCUGCAAGGCGAGCCCUGGACUUUAUGUUCGGAUGGUUUAUGGAGCCACUCACUAAAGGUGAGUAUCCAAAAAGCAUGCAAUCUAUGGUAGGAGAUCGGCUGCCAAAGUUCUCUGAAGAAGAAUCCCAGCAACUUAGGGGAUCGUUCGAUUUUCUGGGCCUAAAUUAUUACUCAUCCUUGUAUGCUGCCUAUGCGCCUCACGUGCGCAGUGCCAAACCAGCUCUACAAACUGAUGCUCUUGUUAAUACUUCAAAUCAACACAAUGGCAAUCCCCUUGGUCCAGUGGCUGCUUCAGACUGGUUAUGCAUUUAUCCAAGAGGAUUUCGUGAACUAUUGCUCUUCAUCAAGAAGCAGUACAGCAACCCUGUGAUUUACAUUACUGAAAAUGGCUAUGAUGAGUUCAAUGAUCCAACGCUAUCACUUGAAGAAGCACUUAUAGAUACUUAUAGGAUUGAUUACUUCUAUCGUCAUCUUUAUUAUCUUCAUACUGCAAUCCGGGAUGGUGUGAAUGUAAAGGGCUAUUUUGCAUGGUCAUUGUUGGAUAACAUGGAAUGGGACUCUGGCUACACUGUGAGAUUUGGACUCAUCUUUGUGGAUUUUAAACAUGGCUUGAAAAGAUACCCAAAACUCUCGGCUCGUUGGUUCAAGAAUUUCCUCAAAAAACAUUAGCUAGACAUAUAUAUGUGACACAAGCAAAGAUCAAUGUAUGUGUCUUCUGUUUACAAUUUUAAUCAACUAUGACAUGAGGUGCACCCUGUCUUGUUUCUUAUCAGACUUUUUUGGAACUGUGUUAUGCUAUGGUGUAUAGUAUUUUUCUAUGAAGAGAGAAAAUUGUCUUUUUUGUAACCAUUUUCUGAGUCUAUUAUUCAUUCCAUGUCAAAACAUUAGCUUACUUGA
Messenger RNA from Arachis duranensis, 1896 nucleotides. RefSeq names its product cyanogenic beta-glucosidase. Gene Ontology annotation, biological process: carbohydrate metabolic process. The transcript is spliced from 13 exons. The record is from RefSeq and is a predicted model, not a curated record. Lineage: Eukaryota; Viridiplantae; Streptophyta; Magnoliopsida; Fabales; Fabaceae. Bases 133 to 1668 code for a protein of 511 amino acids. Gene Ontology annotation, molecular function: beta-glucosidase activity.